Molecule: messenger RNA, 4952 nt
Organism: Mercenaria mercenaria
Lineage: Eukaryota; Metazoa; Mollusca; Bivalvia; Venerida; Veneridae
Product: protein mono-ADP-ribosyltransferase PARP14-like
Exons: 6
Coding region: 27-1049 (340 amino acids)
Biological process (GO): negative regulation of gene expression
Cellular component (GO): nucleus; cytoplasm
Molecular function (GO): transcription corepressor activity; NAD+ poly-ADP-ribosyltransferase activity
Source: RefSeq, a predicted model, not a curated record
CUUAAAUACAUUUCUUUAUUCAGUUGAUGGAAAUUCGAGCAAUUGCACUCAGAUUUUACGUAGACAUACAAGUGGAAACAGCUAAGGGUCAUAUACAAAUGGCUGGUUCUGCCUCGAAUAUCAUGUGUGCAUCUGAUGAGAUUCAUAGAAUAAUGCGAGAUGCUGUUUCUCUUGAGAAUGCAAAAAAAUUGGCGGCACGUAUGAGUUAUCUUGUCCAGUGGAGCUACAUAAAGAUAGGAGAAACUGGCCAGACACUGCAACCAUAUGACAAGGAUUUGAAUUACAAGAUAGAAACUGCAUACAUCUCGAAUUCACAAAAUGUGAAAUUCAGCAUUGAUAAAACCAAAUAUGUGCUGGAUUUCCACAAAAUGGAAAAGUACCCUGAGGAUGAUGCGACUGAUGUUUUGAAUGUUUUACGUAGAGAUAUUGUGAAGCAGGAUGCCUUUGAACCACCAGCACUUUGGGCAGACAUGCUCGGAAAUCUAAGAGUUGUUUCAGUGCCGGCUACAAGUCAAGAAUAUCAAAAUGUAUCACAAAAGUUUGUGUCUUCGGCUGGGGCUGGUUUUACUGUUAUUAAGGUAGAACGUGUGCAGAAUAAGACACUUUGGGCUCAGUACCGGGCAAAGAAGAAACAGCUUGAUGAUCAGAACCCACCCAAUACUAAAAAUGAAAGAUUAUUAUGGCAUGGCACAGCAAUGGAAAUAGUAGACAAUAUCAAUGCAUAUGGAUUUAAUAGAAGUUACUGUGACAAAAAUGCCACGAUGUUUGGUAACGGCGUAUAUUUUGCAGUAAGUGCACGGUAUUCAUGUACAAAUACAUACCCCCGACCUGAUCCUAGUGGCGUGAAGAGGGUGUACUAUUGUCGUGUGUUGACAGGGGAGUUUACACAAGGCAAACAAGGAAUGCGUGUAACGCCUAACAAAGGUGGCGCUGGGAGCACAGCCUUAUAUGACUCUGUUGUUAAUAGACCAGGCUCUCCAGGAAUGUUCAUCAUAUUUCACGACACUCAAGCCUAUCCAGAGUAUCUUAUAUCAUUUAAGCCGCAGUAAAAAAUCCAUGAAAAUAUGAGGAGAAAUAAUGACGGUGUAUGGUUCAGCCAUCUUUUUACUCUGCUUUCAGGUUCAGUAUAUUCUAAUAUUUGUAAACUGUGACAAUGAUCAGCAUGUAUUUCAUAGUGCUGUAUUACAUUUGACACAUUGGAUAAAUUUGAAUCUUGUUGCCUGGUCAAAAUAAUUGAAAAAAUGAUACUGGCAUUGGUCCGUUACAAUGCAAAAAUGUAAUUGUUCUAAAUGAAAAUGUUGUAAACAGAAUAAUAAGAACCAAAUUACAAACAAUUUGUAUAAAUAUAUCAAGUGUUAUGUAUAGCUGAAGUAUUUGGUAUAGUUAAGGUAACAAUGCUGAUCCUAUUUAAUAUAAUUCGAUGUUCGUUUACAAUUGUUUAUUGUAAGCACAUGGUAAAAGCUAUUCACAUUUUAUCGGUGCGUUAAUUUAUCACAGGUGUUUGAAGCUCAAUGAAAUAUAUGUGCAGGUUAGAUCUCAUGAAGAAUAUAUUAGGUGGGUGGGAUAUGGUAAUGCAUAUAUUUAUCAUGCAACUACUAUGCAAAGUACCUGAUAUCACCUGCCUGAUAUUUUAUUGACCUGAUAUAAAAAUUAAGCCCCUCACAUAUUUUACGGACUAGUUUUUACAUCAUUCAAGAUUGAAUUAUUUUACAGAGUCCAGUUUCGAAUUUGCACAUGUUUUUCUAAAUAGAUUCUAUAAUCUCAACAAAUUUCCUCGAAUGUGGUUGUCUCUAAUUUUAUCACACAACAAUAGCACUGAAUGACGUCACUGUGAAACGUUCAUCAUGACAUCACAAUGUUUACAUGGAUCGAUUCUUUGAAAUGUUUACAAUACACUUGACAAUGUAUGAUAUAUUAUUCUUGAUUUAUGCCUAAUUUAAGGCAUGCACAUUUUAUUAAGUAUUAGCAGAAGUAUUUGUGUUAAUUAUUAUUCUUGGAUCAGUUAAUUAUAAUUCUUGGAUCAGUGUUAAUUUAGUGAUUUUAAAAUCUUUAAAGUAUCUCAGAGACUCUGACCUGAGUCUGGAAAUGGAAGUGAAAUUUUCAGCGCUUUGGACAUGUAGAUGUCGGAGUCAAAUGGUUCAUACUAUAGAAAAAAAAAGUAUGUUCUGGUUUAUUCAAGAUCAUGAUUUUUGAUUUUUUAUGCAGGUAAGAGUUUAUUUCGUUGUUAUUUUUAUAACAAGAAUAUCAGAAAGUCAAUAAACUUUGUCGGAGUUGAAUUCAAUAUGGCUGCCGUAUUGUUUCGUUCAGAUGUUUCAGGGGUGGAUGAAUGUUCAAAUCCGUAAAAUAUAAAUUUAAUUUUUUGCUUCAGUAGACAUUUUUUACUGAAUAAGUGAUGAAGACAUAUGUUGCUCUAAGCAGUUUGUGUGAGUUUCAUGAUAAAUAGAAUAACAGGCUACUGUCUUUUGAUAUCAAUGUUAUCAGGUCUCGGCUGAUAUGGGUGGAAGGAGUUCGGUUCCCUCACCCCUUCCAGCCCAUAUCAACCUCGACUUGAUAACAUUGAUAUCAAAAGACAGCUGAUGUCUAAAAACUGUGUGUCUUCAACAUUGAUUAUAAAGAAUUGUAAUAUGUAAAAUUCUAUGUAUGUAUAACAUUGUACCUGAACUGUAGUGUACUCGUUAAAUAAACUCUCUGUUCUGUUUUUUUCUGUUAAUACUGCAAAAUUAUUGUACUGACACAUGCAUUUCUCCCAAUAUCUAACAUUUCAUCAAUUAUUGUGCGUACAAAAUACCUUCAUUUGUACAUCGCAUCAAUAGGUAUUUUGGGGGUGUUUUAAUUGAUUUAACUAAAUUAAUGCUCGCAUUAAUUGCCGUUGUUGAUUAUUCCAUAAAGGAAUUUAAUUGAACAGAAGAAGCCUUUAACCCCUCUUCAGUUAUUUUUAUGGUCGGUGCCGAGCGUUAAAUGUAUCAUAGGUAAGUCCAAAUAAUUAGAGGGAGGUUCAAAUGAUUUAGUCUCUGUUAAUUUGGCAUUCCAUACCUUGGGAUAAGCUCUGUAUUGAUUAACAUUUUUUGUCUGUUCUUAAGUUUUCGCCAGAUAUUGUAUAUCGAUAAUCGUUUCAAUUUGUAAAAGUUUAAUGAAAAAAAAAUGAUAAAAUAGAAUAUCUGUAGAAUAAAUUGAACGAUUCACCUGCGAAGUCGGAAAAAAUUGUUAAAAUCACGAGCGUUUAACGCUAAAAAGGCGCAAAUCUAUUGUUGCCGCUAAAGAGCGCUUCGGCGUCAAAACUAUAUCUGGUUCAGAUAUUUAUUAAAAAGAUGCACCAUGUGAAAGGGGAUGCAUUUCCGUUUACUUAUACCGAAUAUCAUCACAUUCUUUAUAGCAUGCUUACCUCUGGUGAUUAUAUGAAUUCAUUUGCUUUUAUGUCAUAAGGUUAAAGAAAAGGUCAUUGUCAGAGAAUACUUUAAAAUUACACUCCUAGUUACUAGUACCUCAGACUGGCCAUCAUAUUGGGCAUAUGUGUUUUGCUGACUGCACGUGUCACUAUCAUAGUUAUCUUUACAAAGGGUGUUAACAAUUUCGUACUGAAUACAGUCCUGAGUUUUUUUUUGAGUUUUUUUCUCUCACUUUCUUCAAAGCACUUCUGUGUACAUGUAUUUUGUAAAUUUUUGAAAUUUGAAAAACGCCUGAUAUCUUACAAUUUAUGCUUGUUUACUUAUAAUAUCAUAUUCAUCAUGCAAUUAAAUAAGGGACCCGUAAUGAUUACCGGAAAUAUCCGUUUGAUUAUACUUAAGAAAUGCUUUUUUUCGGUGUUAAGGCGAAAUGAAUGACAGAAUAGGAUCGGCAAAUCCAUGAGUCGCGCUAGCAAUUCAUAUAUAAUUUGCUGAUCCUAUUCUGUUGUUCCUAUUGCAUGAACUCCGAAAAAAAAUUAUUUUCUUAUAUUUACACUGUAUGUCCUUUACAUUUGUAUACAGGAUUAUAUUACAAAUUGCACAUAUUUUGUUGAACUUAACAUUAGUCAGUUUCCACCAGAUGGAACAACUGUGAUGUCAUCUAAGGAACGUUCUCCCUGACUCUACGCUGAGUUCGCCAAAACAUCGGCCCGUUAUCACUAAGCAGCUUUGACGUUACUUUGGCGCCUUUAUUUUAGCUGUUCAUACAAAACGGGAAAAGAAUAGGGCGAAUGUAAAUAUAUGUAUUUUAAAUAAAUUGGAAUUUCCUAGCAGCUAUGAACAUCCUAGCACUAUUGAGAAAAUAUGAUCGCAUGGAACUUGCCUGGUGUGAUUACGGGUCCACUACCUGCAGUGUGUUUAACAAAGGAUGAAUGACAUUUUGCGAUUGCAAGAAGUGUUAAAUGUAAUGUAAUUUUUACUUUUACUAUAUCUUAUGUGCGGAAAGAAAAAAAAAAUUCGUAUGAACAUAUUGGCAUUGCGAUAUCAAGGACGGUCCUUUCCAUAAGAUUGCACGCGCAACAUGACGCCAUUAACAAAAAAAAUGACUCGACACCACUUUAUUGAUUUUCAUAGAAUUUAGCGCUAUUUUAAAUAGAAGCAAGGAACUGUAUUUCUAUCCGGAAGAUGAAUAUUACAACAGAACGUGGAUGAGUCUGUUUUGCCGUUCUAUUUAUAUUUUUAAUAAAUAUUUGUUUUUCUAGUUCUCAAGGAAAGCAGACCACCUAUUUUUAUAGUAAUCUACGGCAAGGAAAUGUAAAUAUAAGAAUUAGAUAAAGCUAUACAUGGAUUUGCAAGUACCAAUGCUGUUUAUAACCGUAUAAAUAGGAGUUAAUUCUUAAAUUAGUGGUAAUGACAUAAGAUAAUGAAUGUAACGAUAUAUAUUUUGAAAUAAUUCUGUAUUUACAUUUUUCUUGUAUCUGUAUGUCUAAAAUAUUUAUCUUCAGUAAUUAGAAUAAGUGUUACUAUCUGCUCUAUUUGGUAUUUACAAUUAAACGCUCUUUCAAAAGA